Molecule: messenger RNA, 3538 nt
Organism: Chara braunii
Lineage: Eukaryota; Viridiplantae; Streptophyta; Charophyceae; Charales; Characeae
Source: the annotation of a GenBank genome assembly
GGUGCCGCCCAUGAGAUUUUUGAGAUUUUUUCAAGUCGAGGGUAGUGGAAGGAGGCCCUUUAUACGUGAGUCUGUCAGAGAGGAGAGAGAGAGAGAGAGAGAGAGAGAGAGAGGACUCUCUACUGGCAACUUGGGCUGCCGACCCGGUACGCGACUAACACAACACACCCAUACUCAUCACACACGUAGCACACACACACACACACGCACACACACCCACAUGCACGCGCACCCAUCACAAACGCACGCGCGAACGUUCUUGACCGCGGUUGUGGUCCCGAAGCUCUUGCUGGAGGUUGGGCUCUGCGUUGUGAGGCUCGACGACGCUGAGGAUUGGGCUGUUGAUUGCGUGGAGUCUAAGAGACGGCCGGGCCACCAUAAAUGAAGUGUGUAUUUUUUUGUUCCAGCCACGUUUUCUGGUCGGAGUUGAAGGCGCGCUACAGGGGAUUGACAAGGCGGGCAUCUGAAAGAGAGCAAAAGCUUGGAAGGGGAGUGAGCAGCAGAGAGGUGAAGGGGUGGUGGAGGCUCUCUGGUCGGAGUUGAAGGCGCGCUACAGGGGAGCGACAAGGCGGGCAUCUGAAAGAGAGCAAAAACUGAGAAGGGGAGUGAGCAGCAGAGAGGUCAAGGGGUGGUGGAGGCUCUUGUAAGGAGGGGUCAACGGAGGAAAGGGCUAAGGGAGGGGGAGAAGUGUGUUCGAGACAUGGGGUGCUAAGUUUAGCGGGGAGGAGGAGGAAAUCCUACGACACACAAGUCGAUCCAAUUGUCAGAAGGGUUAAUUGAGUGCAAGAAACGUACAGAGGAAAGGGGGAGGACCCCGGGGGGGGGUGGGGGGGGGGGGGGGGGUGCGGGGCGGCAACGCAGAGAAGGAGAAGACAUAGAAGCCUGGCAGUUUGAUGGUAUAAAAAACGGGUGACUUGCAGAGAGGGAGGGAGAAAGGAGAAGUAAGAAGUAAGGAACAACGAACUGAGGAACACUGAAAGGAGGGUAGGAGAGAGAAGCAAUGGACGUCGUACUGCAGCCUGCUCUGGCCAGUACGACUCGAGCUGCAUCUGCCUCUGUCUUUCCUGCUGGGAGUCCGUUCGGCAGUGGCUAUGGUAAUGGCACCAUCCUGAGGGAGAUGGAUGGCCACCAUAGCCGAUCAAGAGCCUCAGAGUUGUUGCCAAAUAGCUUGCGUUCCGGUUCGGCUAUGGUGGCCACAACUCGUGUUGAUGCCGAUGUGGCUAUGGAGGUUAGGAGCGGGGACAUGAAAGUGUUGUUGUCAACAAGGAGGAAGGCCAGAGAGCAGGAGAAGAGGUUCCGAAGGGGAGUGGUGGUCCUUCAGGAGGGCCUAGCAAGAAAGGCGGGGAGUGGCAAAGGAGGCAGAGGAUCGAUGACGAGGAGGAGUGCGAUUUGUCACCCUUUGGGAAAUGCGGGGUGGUUGCCCGGUAAGCGGGGGGGGUAUCGCAUCUUUGCAGGGCUUGGAGGGGUUAACAGAGAAGGAGGUGGUGAUGGCUGGAUGAACGGAGGAUGGGAAUCGAACAAAGGCGAAGAUCAGGGGUGUGAAACUGGACCUUCUAAGAGGGAAGAUGAUACCAAGGAGGGCAGCAAGGAGGAGGAGGAGGAGGAGGAGGAGGAGGAGGAGGAGGAGGAGACGGUUGGGAGGAGCAUGGGGUCUGUCCUGCUUCCCUGGAAUAUCGACCACUCGGCAUUCACAAACUGCAAGUCGAUUAUCAGAAAAAAAGAUGGCACAGUGGAAGGGCUUAGAAUGACCAGAGGUGGGGUUGAGGGUGCUAGAGAUCAAACAGGGCAGAUCGAUGCCAAAAAAAAAGACGACCUAGCCGGAAUGUCUGGUGCGCAAGUUGUGGGAUGGACAACUGGGUCAGGAAUGGCUGGUCCGAUUGCUCCAACCAUGCAGCAGCCAGGAGAAACAGAUGAGGCGUGCGUUAUGAAGAAGGACGAUGCCGUAGGUCUCGUGAUGCAAGCUGCAUUAGGUACAGGAUGGACAACAGGGUCAGGCAUGACUGGUCCCCACACUUCGACGCAAGAUGGGGAGGGUUCGUCGCUAGGCGGAGACUCAGACAAUUGGACUCCUUGGGUUGGCUUAAGUACAUCGCCAAGAAGACGAAUGAGGGUGAAGUUCACCUGCAACCUCUGCGGCGAGAGAACGACACGAGCAAUCAAUCCGCAUGCGUAUAAGGAAGGAACAGUAUUUGCACAGACGCUACCUGUGGAGAGGUCCGUGAGGCGUGGAGAAAGCUUGAGUGAGAUGUUCGCUGGUACUUUGAACACACUGCUGGAAAUGUGGGGAGUUGGCAGCAAAGGGAGGUUGUUUCAGUCUUGAGUCAUAUGCUCGCUGCCGCUGUGAAGUCCAUAGUAUGAACAGACCGAUGGAGAUUCGGUGAAUAGGCAGGAAUUUCAGGGGACGCAAAUAUAGCAUUUUUUAGUGACAAGUGAUGUUGUGACUGGUCUGGUGUGUUGCUAUUCUCUGUUUGAGUUCGAGCACUUGUGUUAUGACUCUUAGGAGUUCAUUUAGCUGUCUGCUACAUGUAGGAGCGUGCUUGUGGCAGGAGAUUAGGGAGAAGACAGACGACAAGUGCAAGGAAGGAGGAGGGGAGGGAGGGAGGGAGGGAGGGAGGGAGGGAGGGAGGGUAAGAUUGAACAUCAUCCAUCCUUAGGAGGGAGUGGGGGGUAUGUACAGCUCUGUGUAUAUUUGCUCAGAAUCCCCUUCCAUUGGCCUCCUCCAUUGGAGUUCGAACGGAAGUUUAAAAAGCCGUUAGGUGCUCCAUGUGCCAGUGCUUCAGGGAGAUUCCUUGAAGCUACCGCGAAGUUUCUUUGAGGCUGCAAUGUAUGUAAUUUCCGGGUUCCCUUCGCUCCUCUGUAAACUUUUGUAAAUAAUCUGGACGUGUUUGUGCACAGGUGCAGAUCGUAGGCUUGUUGGAUAUACAGUUGUGUAAGCAUGUUGAUAAAGUAUUCCUGUUUUUUUCGCUUUUGGUGAAAUUUGGUGCCAAUUCUUGUGUCGACUGAUGGUAAUCGAUUGGUAGUUGGUAGUUGGUAGUGAGGAAGUGGUGGUCCUUAUCGAUUGGUAAUUGGUAGUCAGCAAGUGGUGGUCCCGCGGUUAACCACUUGAGUAAUCGGUGUCUGUUGUGCGGUUCUUUGGGACAUUGCCUUCAAGUCGAACUGGAGGAUAGACUCGAUGGAGACCGCGGUGGUCUGGGCUGUACAUAAAAAUUGGUAGUUUGCAAAAGGCUUAGAAAUAGCUGGUUACCUGAACUUGGCUCUUAUGUUGUGGAAUGUGCAGUUGUUCUAGGCGUACCAUUUAGUGGCAGUCACUCUUUCUGGACACGGUAUGUGGAGUCUGGUGACGUUAAUUUUACCUUCGCCCCGGAAGCAUCAAUUUGUGUACGCUGUAUAGUUGGUGGAAGGGGUCCCACCUAAUUUGGGUGAGAUGGUGAAUGCUGUGUGGGGGGUGAGGAAAGUGGUGGUCCAGGGAACUUAGAGUGUGUUAUUGAACAAGAUCAGUACGCAUGUAUAUGCAUUCCAAUGAACAUGUGCAUCCAUU